This is a messenger RNA of Phytophthora infestans T30-4, 420 nucleotides long. RefSeq names its product histone H2A. The record is from RefSeq and is a predicted model, not a curated record. The transcript has a single exon. Lineage: Eukaryota; Oomycota; Peronosporomycetes; Peronosporales; Peronosporaceae. Gene Ontology annotation, molecular function: structural constituent of chromatin; protein heterodimerization activity; DNA binding. The coding region runs from base 1 to 420 and encodes 139 amino acids. Gene Ontology annotation, cellular component: nucleosome.
AUGUCUGGAAAGGGAAAAGCCGCUACUGGAGGCCGUGGUAAGAAGGGAAAGGGAAGCACCCGUUCGUCUAAGGCCGGUCUGCAGUUCCCCGUGGGUCGUGUUGCCCGUUACCUGAAGAAGGGACGCUACGCUCAGCGCGUCGGAGGUGGCGCUCCGGUCUACAUGGCCGCUGUUCUUGAGUACCUUUGCGCUGAAAUUCUCGAGCUUGCCGGCAACGCCGCUCGCGACCACAAGAAGACGCGUAUCAUCCCCCGCCACAUUCAGAUGGCCGUCCGCAACGAUGAGGAGCUGAACAAGCUUCUGGGCGACGUGACCAUCGCCUCGGGUGGUGUGAUGCCCAACAUUCACUCCGUGCUUCUGCCCAAGAAGUCGGCUUCGGCUGGCAAGAAGGGCAAGUCGUCGGCCUCGCAGGACUACUAA